UGGAAUGCCCCCUUGGGGCAGGCGACCAAUAAGGGUUCCCGACAGAGCUGGAGCGGGACCAGGGUACCGCUACAGGGCCAGGCACCAGCAGCAUCUCCGAUGGGUGGGCGCAGGGCAAGUGUGCGCGCACUCUGAGGAUUCCGGAGCCUGCGCGCUGGCCUGUUCCUGGACUCAGUCCCCCGGUCCCACGCCUGCCACCCCAGUCCCAGGUCCCUGCCUUGCUUCCCUUCGUGCCUGUCUGCUGAUGUGCCCAGCCUGUGUCCACCAUGCCACCCUCCAUCACGGCCUUCCAGGCGGCCUACAUCAGCAUCGAGGUGCUCAUUGCCCUGGUCUCCGUGCCUGGGAACGUGCUGGUGAUCUGGGCCGUGAAGGUGAACCAGGCUCUGCGGGAUGCCACCUUCUGCUUCAUUGUGUCACUGGCGGUGGCUGAUGUGGCAGUGGGUGCCCUGGUCAUCCCACUUGCUAUCCUCAUCAACAUUGGGCCACAGACCUACUUCCACACCUGCCUCAUGGUUGCCUGCCCAGUCCUUAUCCUCACCCAGAGCUCCAUCCUGGCCCUGCUGGCCAUUGCUGUGGACCGAUACCUUCGUGUCAAGAUCCCUCUCCGGUACAAGACGGUGGUGACCCCCCGGAGGGCGGCGGUGGCCAUCGCCGGCUGCUGGAUCCUCUCCUUUGUGGUGGGCCUGACACCUAUGUUUGGCUGGAACAAUCUGAGCGAGGUGGAGCGGGCCUGGGCAGCCAAUGGCAGCAUGGGGGAGCCCGAGAUCAAGUGUGAGUUUGAGAAGGUCAUCAGCAUGGAGUACAUGGUCUACUUCAACUUCUUUGUCUGGGUGCUGCCACCGCUGCUCCUCAUGGUCCUCAUCUACCUGGAGGUCUUCUAUCUGAUCCGAAAGCAGCUCAACAAGAAGGUGUCAGCCUCCUCUGGCGACCCACAGAAGUACUACGGGAAGGAGCUAAAGAUUGCCAAGUCACUGGCUCUCAUCCUCUUCCUCUUCGCCCUCAGCUGGCUGCCCUUGCACAUUCUGAACUGCAUCACCCUCUUCUGCCCUUCCUGCCACAAGCCCAGCAUCCUCAUCUACAUCGCCAUCUUCCUCACACAUGGCAACUCGGCCAUGAACCCCAUCGUUUACGCCUUCCGCAUCCAGAAGUUCCGGGUCACCUUCCUCAAGAUUUGGAAUGACCACUUCCGUUGCCAGCAUACACCCCCUGUUGAUGAGGAUCUCCCAGAAGAGAGGCCUGAUGACUAGACUCCAUCCUCUGCUCCCACAAGCCCACACCCAGCAGGGUCAGCCCAGGCCUCACCUGCCAGCUGUCUCGCUGGUCUCCCUGAGUCUGCCCUGGCUGGGCUGUGGGCAUAGGGGAAGCUCUGAAGAGAUAGAUGCCCACAGGAUUAGGGUUCCCUCCACAAAGAGCUAAGUUCCCUGCACCUGUGAGGCAGCUCAUGGAUAAGGAAGUGGGUACCCUGCUGUGAGAUAAAGUGUCUUGGUCCCCCACGGGCCUGGCCAUCCCCGGCAGUCCAGAGCUUCAGGGCUGGGCAGGUCCUUGGGGGGCUGAGAUGACAGAGGAACCCCUCAGGCUAGGAGAAGGUGCUUGGGCUUCUGUAGCAAGGCAGGGGAGUCUGCUUGUCUUAGGUGUUGGUGGUGCUGCCCUGGGACCAAGCUGAGGGAGAGGAAAGGAUGCCUACUGAGAUAGAGGGAAGGAAGAAAUCUGGUGAUGUUCUGGCCUUGCUUCUCUUCAGAAGCAGCUAAGAGUCAGGAAUCAAGGAGCCUUAGUCCCCACUGCUAAGGACUCUUGUGCCCCAGGCCAUACUGGGUGCCAGGGUGCUUGCUCUCCCUUCCCUGGGAAUCCCAGGAUUGUAUUUGGGAGAAGUAGGUAGAGUGUGUUUAGACAUCAUUUUUGUCAUUUGCUUUAUUUGCCAUUGGCCCUCUGGGUGGAGGCUGUGAGCCCCAGGAAAGGAGCAUGGUGUAGUAGGUGCUGAUCUCAGACAGCCACCAGGAGGCAGCACUGAGCCUUCAUCAUGGCCCUGAGCUUUCCGAGGAGUCUAGAGUGUAAUUACCUGUCAUCUGGGGCCACCGAGCUCCACUGGCCCAAUGACAGGCCUGGACUCUCCUAGUUGACACCAUCUCUGCUGCUUUUGGACCCCAUGGAGAGGAAAAACCCAGACACCCAGCUCUUGGGAGAGUUCUGCCUGCCUAGGGAGAGUGAGGGCUAGGGAAGGGGUCUGCAAGGACCCAGUGCUGACUGUGGGCACACCUGGGCUGAGGUAUGGUAGGCUGCGGCAGGCUAGGGGAGACCACCCUCCUGAGAGUGUGGGGGAAGGUCUUUUUGGCAUUUAAAUACCCUAAACACCCUGGUAUCUAAUUCUGUUUUUAGGGGUUUUGGAAGCUCUGUUGCAGACGGAGUCUAGGCCUCUAGGGAUCUGGGUAAAGACCAACUCCCUCUCUGUGAAGCCUGGAGCCCCUUCACAGAGUGGUGGAUUGAAGGAGGGGAGGUGGUCAUCAAGUUGGCCGGUUCUGAGUGUGAAUAUUGACUCCGGGCCCUUCCCUCUGUUGGAGAUGGGUGUCCCCUGGCUCCCAAGGGAGGCCCACGUGACUAAUAAAACAUUAUGAACCCUGUGGAAA
Messenger RNA from Nycticebus coucang (slow loris), 2621 nucleotides. It is a transcript of the gene ADORA1, whose product is annotated as adenosine A1 receptor. NCBI's taxonomy places the organism in Eukaryota, Metazoa, Chordata, Mammalia, Primates, Lorisidae. Gene Ontology annotation, cellular component: membrane; synapse; dendrite. The transcript is spliced from 3 exons. The coding region runs from base 267 to 1247 and encodes 326 amino acids. Gene Ontology annotation, biological process: G protein-coupled adenosine receptor signaling pathway. The record is from RefSeq and is a predicted model, not a curated record. Gene Ontology annotation, molecular function: G protein-coupled adenosine receptor activity.